Molecule: messenger RNA, 1625 nt
Organism: Solanum pennellii
Lineage: Eukaryota; Viridiplantae; Streptophyta; Magnoliopsida; Solanales; Solanaceae
Exons: 1
Coding region: 77-1450 (457 amino acids)
Source: RefSeq, a predicted model, not a curated record
AUGUAUUUUCCCCACAAACCAUUAAAUCUCCAAAUUACACACAAAUUAAAAAAAUCUUAUUCUUUCUCAAACACAAAUGGACUCCCAUUCGAAAAUCAAAAACGAAUUCAUCUCUCUUCGAGAUCAUCCAUUCCCUUGUCGAUUUCGUUACGUAUCUGAAGUAACCAUUCAACAAUCAUCAUCGAUCAAAACUUAUCCAUCGAACUAUAGUAGUACGAUUGAUGAGAUUCAACGUGUUGGAAACAAUGAACGCAAACACUUUAGUCAUCGACAUAACUUGUUAACGUACUCGUUGCGUGCCUCGGACUCUGUGCACUGCAAUUUCUGCGAGACAAUAAUUUCAGGCAUGUCGUACGGAUGCAAACGUUGUAGGUAUUUCUUACAUGAGUCAUGUUUCGAAUUUCCACAAAUUAUCGAACAUUUAGCUCAUCCUGAACAUCAAUUAACUCUCAAGUAUGGUAAUGACGAUCAAUUUAAUUGCAACGCAUGUCACGUUGGUGAUAAUCCUGCUUUAUUAUUCAAUUUUCAUUAUUCAUGCGAUCGUUGUGAUUUUUCUCUUCAUAUGGGGUGCGCGUCUAUGCCUUAUAAAGCUCUUCACAAGGAAAUGGCGUUAUCUGUAUUUUACUCGAAUCCUUUGAGGAAUGAAGCCGGACCGCUCCUUUGUGAUAUCUGCAACCACUCUAUAGAAAAACAGAGUGGUUGGAUAUAUUAUAACUAUGGCCAUAAUUUUCUUUCACAUUUCGGGUGCGUCGCUGAUAUUGUAUACGGAAAAGGCGGAGAUGAUAAAGAUUAUAUCAUCGGUGUUAAAAGGGGACUGAUUAAUGUCGAUGGAGACGAUACUUCUAUAGUAAACUAUCGAGAUAACGACGAAGGAAUUGUGAAACAUAAGAGAUUUUUCCAUCGACAUGUUCUGCAACAACUGGAUAGGUCGAUGGAUAAUAAUAACAGUGUGAAGAAUCGAAAAUGUGGUAUUUGUGGUAUGGAUAUAAGUUCAGAUAAGAAAAAAGGAUGUUCGAGUUGUGAUUUCAUUAUUCAUGAGAGGUGUUCUUUUUUGCCUGAGAAAAUUCAACAUCCGUUUCAUCCACAUCCACUGUCACUCGUUCCUAAAAAAGACGGAGUUGAAGUUCAUUGCGUUGGCUGUCGUCAAUCAAGUGGUUGUCACACAAAUUACACAGUUUUAUACCAAUGCAAAAUUUGUGAAUUUCAACUUCAUCCGUCAUGUGCUGCAAGUCCAAGGAGAUUGAAAAAGCUUGAUUUAACUUUGUGUUACUCGUUUCCUUAUAAGAAUGAAGUAUCAAAGUUAUACUGCAACUAUUGUUCAAAAGUUAUCAGUAAGGAUGAAUGGCUUUACUAUGGAAGAAGUAGUGAUGAGAAGAGGCACAUUACUUGUCAAUUGGCUGUUGGGAUUUCGAAUUGUUAUGUCACUUUACGCGAUCUAGAGGUUGAGUAAUUAAUUAAACUAGUUUUUUCUUCUGUAUUAACGCAGAAAUCGAGUGAAUAUUUGUGUUAGCCAUAACGAAUAUUACUUCUUUUUUGUGGUUUCAUAGAAUGCUUUAUUUUUAUGGAUAAAUUUUGAUGAAUAGAUAUGUAUGUACUUUGAAAAAUGAUAAUUUUGUUCUAUGUAA